AUGCCCAAUAUCCCUUGCACUCUGAUUGGUGACUUUAACAACAUCUGCUCUCUAGAUGAAAAGGAGGGUGGAUCUCAAGUGAUUACCCAGGCCAUGAUGAACUUUAAUAAACUCCUAAGUGACUGUGAAGUUGUAUCUAUGAAUGCUUUUGGUGCUCCUUUCACCUGGUGCAAUGGGCAUCAAGAUAACUCAGUUAUUUUUGAAAGACUAGAUCAGGCUGUUGCUAACCCAGAUUGGGUGCGACUUUUUCCUAACUGUGAGUUCCAAAAUCUACCUAUCCUUAGAUUAGACCAUGGUCCCAUUCUCUUCAAUAGUAACGAUACCCCUAGAAAAGUCCCUAAAGCCUUCAAGUUUGAGGCCAUGUGGUUAGCCCAUAAAGAUUUUGACAAAGUGGUAAACCAAAUUUGGGACACUUCCUACAGUGGGAACGUUGCCCAAAGAAUUCAAUCCUGA
Molecule: messenger RNA, 453 nt
Organism: Prunus armeniaca (apricot)
Lineage: Eukaryota; Viridiplantae; Streptophyta; Magnoliopsida; Rosales; Rosaceae
Source: the annotation of a GenBank genome assembly